AUGUCGCGCCCCUGCCAGCAACGGCGCGCGAGUGCGGCUGCGAAUCGCAAAUCGAAAUCUUCCAAGCCGACAGGACCUCCCCCGAUCAGACACAAAGCACGACAAAAGGCCAUACAUAACGCUCGACACGGGCGUGGCGGAGGACGUGGCGGAGCGCGCGGAGGCAGCCGUGGAGCUGCACGCGGAGGGCGAGGUGGAGGCCGUGGUGGACGUUUUGCACAAAAGAGUGGCAGAAAUGAAUCAGAACAAGACUUUAUACCUCUAUCCUCUGGCGGAAACAACUUCGAAGCGCUGUACCGAUCCAGGCGCGACGACGACUUUGACCUAGAAGCGGACGAUGACAGUAGUGAUUCGGACGAAAUCGACGACGACAUGUACGACGCCCAGGAUAUCGAGAUCAACGUCCAGGCGCCACCACCCACGAUUAGCAGAGGGAGACAACCACGAGCACAGGUCAUGUUUACCGAAGCAGCCGCGGUCGCUGUAUACAGACAGAUUUACUUGCGCGAUUUCCCACUGAGUACGACGACGACCCGAGUACGCUACGGACUCUACCAGGAAGACACUUCUGCCGACUCGAGCGCAUACAUCUCCUUCGCACCGUCCCCAGUAUCCCGUCGAUCGAGCGUUAGCAGCGCCACAAGCGACGAUUCUAUGGAUGGACCAACAACACCCGAGUACAACCCUGCACGCGAUUACGUCUUUACUUUCGGGGUGCACAUUGGCAAGCGCUUCACGCAUGUUGACGACAACUACCUGAAGACGAUUGGCGGUCAGCUCUACAAAUACAUAGACAAACACGUGGGCCUCCUGGAAGCAUUUGAAUACCACAGGCCGGGACAAGCACGUCUCAAGCCAGCACAGGCCGAGCGACCGCAGACCCAACCCCAACGGACACAGGCUCAGCCAUCGCAGCCACGGCCACAGCCUCCCCAACCGCGGCAGCCCCCAACACAAAACCCACAACCAUCUCAAUCACACACUCCUUCGGCAUCAGACACGUGGAGAUUCAAAAAGGGUAUCCACGAAGGAAAGCGACUACAUGACGUACCCGAAAACUACAUACGAACGCUGGAGAACAACCCGUUGGUCAGAAAUGCCUGGCCUGGCUUUAAACAGGCAGUCCAGGAUUUCAAUGCAAAGACCGGUAGACAGGGUCGGGCCUGA
This is a messenger RNA of Alternaria atra, 1167 nucleotides long. RefSeq lists its product as uncharacterized. The transcript has a single exon. Bases 1 to 1167 code for a protein of 388 amino acids. The record is from RefSeq and is a predicted model, not a curated record. Lineage: Eukaryota; Fungi; Ascomycota; Dothideomycetes; Pleosporales; Pleosporaceae.